UGUCACAGAGAGAACGGUUCACUUAAAUGCAGCUGCAGUACUUCUGUGUGAUACCUGUCAGAGCCAUUCCCAGUGCGAGGUUGGGUUUGUGACCAUGAUGUCAAGAUUUGUCUGUCUUCUUUUCUGUGGAUAUAUUGCACUAAACCUGGGAAGUACUCAGAAAUUGCCAAGAGUGAAAAGGCAGAGUCUGAAGGUUCAGAUCAACGCGACAGAUGACACUGUGUGCAUGAGGUAUCUUCGACCAAGUCAAAGCACCAAACUAGAAGGUUUUGUCCUGGGUUAUGGAAGCAACUUCUUUUCUAAUCAGUACAUUCCUUUACCUUCAGAAGGAAAAAACUACAUAACAGAACUUGAUGCAGAGCCGCGGUAUUUGGUUUCAGUAAGACCAUCACGUGUUUCAAAUAACAAGAAAUCUUGUUCAGGUCGGAACAAGACCCAGAAGCCUCUGCAGCUGGUGGUUGGCACUCUCACCCCAACCUCUGUGUUUCUCUCUUGGGGCAUCCUAGUCAACCCCCAACAUGACUGGACAGCAACAAGUAACUGUGCCAGUGACAGGUUCUAUACAGUUCGCUACAGAGAAAAAGGUAAAGACAAGAAAUGGGUUUUUCAGCUCUGCCCAGCUACAGAGACAGUGAUUGACAAUCUGAAGCCAAACACACCUUAUGAAUUUGGAGUUAAAGACAAUGCAGAGGAUAGUAUUUGGAGCAAGACUUUGAAUCAUAAGACAGUUCUCUCUAGUAAAAAAGUAAAUGGACAACUCCAGAAUAUGUAUAAGUUGGUACCCAAUUCCCAAACACAGAUUAUACUGAGUGAUAAUAAGAAAUUGGUCCCUGUCACAAUAAUCAAACAAAUUAUUCAAAAUCGGACACAGUCAAAAGCACCAGAUAGUUCUUCUCUCCCAGGAGCAAUAUUAGUGCACCUUAUUGUUCCCGGCCUCAAUGAAAGUCAGCAGAAACUUCCUCCUCUCCUGACAAUAGAUGACAUACCUCAAGCAUCCAGGAAAAAACUGGCUAAGAAUGAAACUGGACUAUGGCCUGCUGAAUCCAAAACACCAGAAGUUCAAGAAAUCUCCCCACAGUCCCUUCCAGCUCAGGCUGAGAAAACACACGGACCUGAAGAUUUUAGACCGACACCUAAACCCAAAUUGGUUCCAACUCAAAACAUACUGGCUUCUAACGAAAUACAGCUACUUCCUUCUGGAUCCAGAAUCCCUGAUGCUCCAAAAAGUCCAUUGACAGAACAUGCUACGCAGAGUCCAGCCUUGAAAUCCAUAUCUCCACCUUCUGCAGAAAAAAGAGAGAUGGAAAUGGCUUUUGAGGAAAAACAGACUGUUUCUUCAGGAUCCAAACCGUCCAGUACCAUGGAAAUGCAACCAACCCGACCCGUUUCACAUGACUUUCUUCAUGUUAUUUCUACUCCCCAGACUUUUACAUCUUCAGAAAUACCAAGCACUGAUUUAGGUGAAAGGAAGCCUCUUUCUUCAAGUGUCAAAACAUCUGGCAUGCCAGAAAUGCCACCAAUCUCAGCUGCAACCAAGAGACCAGAUCUGGAAUGGACCACGUCUGCUUCACGGGAAACCACAAGGAAGGCCGCUCGAAGACCGAGGCCGAAGUCCACCACCCCUUCCUCCCUGGCAACUCCAGGAACUGUGAUGGCUGGAAAAAUGUCAGAGCGAGAGACUGCUACCCAGGGAUCAGGCCUGAAAAUCACUUCUCAUCCCUCCAUGGAAACCAGAGGGAGCGUGAUGGCUUUUGAUGAAAAUCAGCACAUUUCUUCAAGACCUGAAACAUCAGGCAUCCAAGAAAUACCAUCAGCUAUACCUGUUCUUCCGAGACCAGUUCUGGAGCCCACAUCUUUCCCUUUCCUGCAAACCACGAAGACAGUGAUGGUUACUCAGAGACCAAAGCCGAAAUCUUCUUCUCCUUACCUUGCAAGCCAAGGAACAGUGGAGGCAACCAAGAGACCAGAUCUGGAAUGGACCACGUCUGCUUCACGGGAAACCACAAGGAAGGCCGCUCGAAGACCGAGGCCGAAGUCCACCACCCCUUCCUCCCUGGCAACUCCAGGAACUGUGAUGGCUUCACUGGACUCUAAUCACAUUAGUUUCCUGUCCCAAACUUCUGCAUCUGCAGAAAUAUCAAAAACAGAGACUGUUACAAGUUCAGCUGACCUGGAAAAACCUAUGCCUCCAUUUUCCAGAACACCUCACGUGCUAACAACAACUGCGGUUUUCAGUGGUAUUCAGCCUGUUCUUUCAAGUCCUGUGGCACCUAGUAAGCCUGAAAUAGCAGAAGCUGGACCAGCAGCAACAAGUGAAUCCAUUCUGGAAUCUUUCACACCUAAAACUUCCCAUCCUUUUCAAUGGCCAAGGGUAACAUUAGCUCCAAAAGAAAUACCACUUAUUCCUUCUAAACCGAAACCAUCUGCUACCCCAGAAGUACAACAUAUGAAACCUGCCCCUAAACCACCAGUUUGGGAGCCUAAAACUUCUGAGACUGUUGAACAACCAAAAUCAACCCUAGCUCCUAAAGAAGCAAAACUCACUACUUCUGCAUCUAAACCUAGACCAUCUGCCAGACCCCAAAAGCCACGAACUAAACCUGCAGCAACCAUUCCAGUGUCAGUCACUUCUAGGAGUCCCUACACAUAUGAACGUCCAAAGACUGCAGAGGUCUUGGAACCUAUUACACUUAGAACUGAACCACCGAGGUCUCCCAUAGCUCCAAAGGUGACUCAACGUGUUCCUUCCAAACCUAAACCUUCACCCCAACCUCACGUUCCACAAGCCAAAGAUGUCCUGGAAUCUAUAACACUUAGAACUGAUCAACUAAAACCAACAAUAGUUCCUAGAGUACCACAGUAUGUUCCUUCCAAACCUAGAACAUCACCAAGCCCAGAGGUGCCACGAACAAGACCUGCUUCUAAAGAUAUAUAUCACAGGCCUUCCAAACCUAAAACAUCACCCAGUCCACGUGUUCCUCCAACUAGAGCAAGUCCCAAAGAAAGUCGACGAGUCCCUUCCAAGCCCAGGGCAUCACCAAGUCCGGAUGUACCACACACAAAGCCUGCUGUUAAAGAACCACAACGUAUUCCUUUUAAACCUAGAACAACUCCCAUCCCGGAUGCUCCAUACAGGAGGCCUGAGAUUCUUCCAACCUUUGAUGAACGAGAUGCUACUACGAUUUCUCAUAUUCCUGAAAGAACAAAGGCAAUAUUUGCUCCAACUGAAAAAGAGUUCAUUCAUACCAAACGAAAAACAACUGAAAGACCAAGAGUGCCAUACACCAAACCUGCAAUACAUCCGACAACUCCACAACCAAUUAUUACAAAAUCUUCUACUACCACUGGUCAUUCAAGGGCAACAAUGGCUCCAAAAGAAACACUGCUCAUUCCUUCCAAAUCCAAAACAUCUGUUGGGCCAGAAGUACCACAAACUAAACCUGCUCCAAGGGCAACACACCUGGGAUCAAUUAACCUUGUAACAGUUCAUGUUGUUGAUGGGUCCAAAAUAACUUUGGUUCCCAAUGAAACAUACCACAUUUCACCCAGGCCCAAAAUUGGUCAAGCAACUGAAAUUCCUUGGUUUAAUACAGCACCUCAUAAAACUCGUCUGACUUCUGCAAGACCACAGCCUUCGGAUAAAUCACAGACCAGACCUGCUUUUAGUAAAACCACACCAGCACCAGUCAGAACAAAAGCACCUGGACUGCCAAAGUGGAUUAUGCCAACAACAGAUGACCUUUAUACACCUGAGGCUACUGCCAGACCAAUUGACAUGGAUGUCAAAAGACCUCCAGAAUAUGUUGACACCUGGCAAAAGCCAAUUUCUGUGACUAUACCACCUGGCCCUCAGUACCCUCCUAUACCUCCUGCCAGACCUACACAAAUGAGAAGAAAACCUCUGCCUCCUAACGCCGUGACUGGUAAACCAGGGAGUCCAGCUAAGCCUGCUGGACCAACACCACCUGUGAGGACAGGAACAUUAUAUAAGACACCAACAGCUUUUGCAACUCCAGAGUAUUACGUUGAUGCAACAGUCUUCAGCUCAAGUCCUACAUCAGAAACCGAUUCUUCAGGAAAACCAAGGUACCAAGCCCCCCAUGUCAAGUACAUGAAGAAAGAUGAUGAUGUGCCUUGUUCCAUCACAAGCUCUCUUGAGCAUUUUCCUCAAGAAGAAGUUGGCAGCAAGGAAGAACCCACUCGUCCUCCACAAAAUCCUCCAACCAACCUCACAGUGGUGACUGUAGAGGGCUGUCCAUCCUUUGUCAUAUUGGACUGGGAGAAACCAGAUAAUGACACUGUUACUGAGUAUGAGGUUGUGUCAACUGAAAAUGGAGGAAGCGAUGGUGAAAAGGAGAAAUCAAUUAUCACUACAAAUCAAACCCAUUCUACUGUGGAAAACCUAAAACCUGACACAAGUUAUGAAUUCCAUGUGAAACCCAGGAACCCCCUUGGCGAAGGUCCAAGUAGCAAUGUUGUGACAUUCAGUACUGAAUCAGCGGACCCAAGAGUGAGUGAGCCAAUUUCAAUGGGGAAAGAUGCUAUCUGGACUGAAAUCCCAUUCAAUUCAGACACAUACUCGGAAUGCAAAGGCAAACAAUAUGUAAAGAGGACUUGGUAUAAGAAGUUUGUAGGUGUGCAGCUGUGCAAUUCUUUGAGAUACAAGAUAUACCUCAGUGAUUCACUUACAGGAAAAUUUUAUAACAUAGGAGACCAGAGGGGCCAUGGAGAAGAUCACUGCCAAUUUGUAGACUCAUUCUUAGAUGGAAGGACAGGACAGCAAGAAGAUCUGCCAGUCAAAGAUGGGUUUUUCAGGGCAGUUCGUCAGGAACCUGUCAAAUUUGGGAAGAUAGGCGGGGAGACUCAGAUAAACUACGUGCGCUGGUACGAGUGCGGCACAUCGAUUCCUGGCAAGUGGUAGGUGCCACGGGAAGAGGGAGCAGAGGCCCAGCUGCCCCGCGCAGGCUGCAGGAAGGCAACGCUUACACCGGUCUAAUGCCAAUACUGCAUUCAUUGUGUAAUAGUGUAGGCUGCUUACUGUAGUUAUCCAGUGUUACAAAUUUGUUUUUAGAAUUUAAAAAAACAAAACACAGGCUAGGGACGUGUUGUAGGAUAAUGCAUAGGGAAGCUGGCUCCCUAUUCUUGAGGUAUGGUUUAUAUGGUAUUUUAAAAGAUACAGUGUGUAUAUUAUUUAUCACGAUGUUGUAAUAAAUGUUUAAGGCACAAAUAUGCCAGAGUUGGUCAUGGAAUGCAGUGUGUGUUAGUUUUAAAUAUUCACUGGUCCUGUAAUGCAAGUGCCAUAAGCUACCCAUCCUAUCUGUUACCAUCUGUAACAUCUCUCAGUCAUAAAUUAUAGAAAAGAUCCUAUAAUUUUUAAUAUCCUGCAGCCAGUAAACUUGAAGCACUUUCUCCUUACACGUACAAACAGUUUAUGCUCCUGCCAAAAUGCCAAGGUAGGUUGCUGUAUGUGCAGCUUUAAAUGAUCAAGUUCAGUGGAGUUUUCUUCCAUGUUUGUUUUCAAAGCCAUGUUCAGCCUGUCACUAUGGAGUCAGAGCCUGGCAGUGGCUGGUAGGGAGGGUUGGUGUUCUCUAAUUGAAGUGGACAGGUACAUAUGUACAUGGAAUGAAGAAAACAAAGCUGGCCUCCACAGCUGGAGUUUUUCAGGAAAAUGUAGUUUUGAGCCUGACACUUACUGGUUCAAAAGCCAAAUGUAUGUACCGUGCAAGGGGACUUGGAAAGACAAAUGAAAGAGGAAAAAGAAUGAACUAGUUAUAACAGCAUGAUCAGGUUUAUUUUAUUUAAAAAGAAAAAUUCUGGUUUAAAACAGUUUUCAUUGGGGACAAAGGGGAAAUACUGAUAACUGAACUUUAAAACUGCUUUAUAGUUAUUUUGAUUAAAACCUCUCCCAAAGCUACUUGUUGUACUGCUUGAACAUUUAUGAACUAAAUAAAGAGAUGUAGGUUUUUUUUAAAGGUGUUAUUCAUUACCUUACUAAUGUAUUGAAGAAAUAUGAACAGGAACUACCAGAUCUAUAUAGUAGUCAUUUAUAGAAAAUACCUUAUAAAGUACAUUGCAGGUACACUGUACUCCUAAUAAAAUAUUUUUUAAUCAAGUGGUUUUUUCAAGUGUUUUACAUGGAAACAAGACUUAGUUUCUGCAGUAAAUGCUGUUAUUCAGAACAAACUGCUUGCUGGAACCAAGGCCCUGUUAAAUGGUCUGAUGAACAUGGGAUGUGUUAGGUCCAAGACCAGAAAUGGGAGGUACAGCCCUAGCUUACUGAGUAGCUGUGGGCAUAGCACUAUUUAAGGAUGCUGAAGGUAGGAAUAUUUUCACUCAACUUCCUAGUUUGUCUUUAGGAGAGCUCAAGCAGCUUGCUCCAGCUCAUUUUCUUUUAUUCCCUGCUUAGUUUUACAUAUUCCUAGACUCUGCAAAAUGGAAAAUAUUAACUGGCAGAAUGUUUUGCCCUCUGCUGUAAUGUGGUCUAUUGACUUCAUUACAGCUCUUGAUCUGCUUUUUCUUGGCUCAAAAUUGAGUCAUUAGGAUUGAGUCAUUCCCAAGUUUUUCUGGGUGGCAAAGAACCUGUGGAAAGUUGGGAGUUUUUUUAAGAGCUCUUUUUAAAUUACCCAGUUGGUUUAAAUUUUCAAGUAAUAAAUGAAUUCUCUCCCACAACUUGUUAAAGCAAAAUUGAUAAGAGGCUUUAAGAUUUUAUGGACUGGUUUCUAACAAUUUGGUAAAAGAGACACUUGAUAAUUAAUGACAGCAGACAGCACAAAACCACUCCCUGCUGUGAAAGCCAUCUGCAGUCCCAGCACCUCUCCAUUUACACACCCAGAAAUCUGCCUCUCCCCCCACAGAUCCCAGCACUGCUGCUCUUCACCAUGAAGUCUUUGCACCCAGCAUGCACACUGGUCUUAGCACAGCUGUCUUGUUCAGUGUUACCUAACUUCUAAAAUCAAGAUCAGGCACUGAAUAGAUUCAGGGCUUUUAUUAGUUUUUCCAUGUGAACAUUACAAUUUAUAAUACAUCAUAUCUAGUUUGACCUCCAGAAUGAAUCUAAUUUAGUACAUCAUGGUAUUAGUAAAAACAAGCCUGAUAAGUGGGCUAAACUUC
This is a messenger RNA of Passer montanus (Eurasian tree sparrow), 7110 nucleotides long. RefSeq names its product ABI family member 3 binding protein (gene ABI3BP). Lineage: Eukaryota; Metazoa; Chordata; Aves; Passeriformes; Passeridae. Gene Ontology annotation, molecular function: protein binding. The transcript has 59 exons. Gene Ontology annotation, biological process: positive regulation of cell-substrate adhesion; extracellular matrix organization. The coding region runs from base 95 to 4921 and encodes 1608 amino acids. The record is from RefSeq and is a predicted model, not a curated record.